AUGGCUAGUGUGAGAAAAAUCAUGCUGUCACCAGCUUCGAGUGCUAAUAAUAACAAAAAUAUACCCAUUAAUGAAAUUGAAGUUUUAUUUCCAGAAUUCACAGAGGACAAAAUAAAUACUGCAGAAUUUCUGGAUGCGGCACGUGGAGUUGUGCGAAUUGUUGAAAAACUUGGCAAAGUGUUUGCUCCGGUUAAAUACGAUAUUCAGCGUAACAUUGAUAAACUUGCAAACAGGCAUGCAACGAAUAAGGAAAGAAACGCUACUUUACAAGACAUGAUAUUAAUUGAAAAAGCUACCGAAACUAAUCUAAUCGCUGUGGAUGCUUUGCUAUGGUUAACCAGGGGAUUACAUAUGAUUUUGUUGUUUCUCGAGAAAAUUGUCCAAGAUACUAAAACAGGUACACCGACAGAAGAUUUAGUAGCAUUUCUAAAAAAGUCUUAUAAAGAAGCACUAGAACCUUAUCAUGGUUGGAUGGCACAACAAUUAUUUGACCUACUAUCUCGCAUGACUCCUACACGUUCGCAACUUUUACAAACACUUACUGAUAAACAUACUACCGUGUAUGACAAUAUUAUAAGCGAUAUGGAAACCUACCUAAUGCGUUUACGAAAAAACAUAUCAAUAAUACAGACAUUUUAUGAAAUUCAUGAUCUUGAUUCUAUGAUGUAA
Messenger RNA from Eufriesea mexicana, 669 nucleotides. RefSeq names its product glycolipid transfer protein. Lineage: Eukaryota; Metazoa; Arthropoda; Insecta; Hymenoptera; Apidae. The transcript is spliced from 6 exons. Bases 1 to 669 code for a protein of 222 amino acids. The record is from RefSeq and is a predicted model, not a curated record. Gene Ontology annotation, molecular function: ceramide 1-phosphate binding; ceramide 1-phosphate transfer activity. Gene Ontology annotation, biological process: ceramide transport; intermembrane lipid transfer. Gene Ontology annotation, cellular component: cytosol; membrane; cytoplasm.